CAUUUCUAUAUUAAGGGCUUCAACUCUGUUGUCAAUUUGUCUCUAUUCUUGUUCCAGAACUCUGAAUUAUUUACUCUCACCUACGGUUCACUCGUCGCCCAGAUCGUAAAGGAUUUUGAAUCGGACGAAGCUAUUAACGAACAGCUCGAUACAAUUGGGUACAACAUUGGCGAAAAGCUUGCAGAGGACUUUGUCGCCAGAGGCAACCAGGGACGUUGUAGCGAUUUCAAAGAGACUGCCACCCAGGUAGUGAAUGGCUUCAAGCUGUUUUUGGGUAUUUCACCGACUGUGAGCAAAUUCAGUCCCGCGGGCGAUGAGUUCUCCCUCAUUUUUGACACGAACCCUCUCACCGAAUUCGUCGACCUGCCUGUUGAGCAUUCCAAACUUCUCUAUUGCAAUGUGUUCGCUGGUGCUAUUCGUGGAGCCCUUCAUAAUCUACAAUUAGAGGUCGACGCGAAGUUUGUGCAAGACCAACUUCGAGGUGACAAAGUCACCGAAAUCCGUGUGAAGUUUAUCCGCCGGAUUAAAGAAGUCUUUGCCGGUUUGCACUUUAGAAAAAUGUCCACCCCCGGCACCAACGCUACUGAGGCCUGGCUAACCAAGGGUCUUCGACUGUUUUACUCGCAGAAGCCAGAGGACGCCGCGCGUCUGCGUCGGUUCUACAAGGAAGCCUGCGAGAACGAGGCGGCUGUCUUGCGCACAACUCUUGCCGAGGCGCUUCGAGCCGAGAGCACCAGGGACGAGUCUGCUGGUGAGCGCGGCGCCGCGCGUUCGAAGAUGACGUCGUUGGGAGCGGAAUCGGCCGCGCCCCCUCGCUCUCCGCGUUUGGACCAGAGCGACUUGAACUCCAGUACCUCGUCGGCUCUCCCGAGGCGUGCCAGUUUAAUCAAUCUGUUUGACGUGGCUGGCAGUGUCAACGGCAGCAGCACCGCUGCCUCCCCCGCCGCCAAAGUUCGAAAUUCGUCGGGCUCCGCAUCUGUACCGCUCAUACCAGUGGUGGUAUGCCAGGGCAAGACAAUCAUCCCCGAGCAGCCGCAGGUCGUCGUGCCGACCAACAUCGGCGGCGCCAGCUCCCCUCCCGUGGCGAUGGAGGCGAUGGCGGAUCUGGUCGCGGACCUCAUGUGCUGCGUGUGUGGGCGCAUGACCGCGGCCGAGGAUGCCGGCUCGCAGACCAACAACGUGCUGGUCGAGUGCUCGAGGUGUCGCGGCCUCUACCACCAACUCUGCCACUCGCCACCUCUCAUCGGUCGCGCCCCCACUGGCUGGCUCUGCGCCAAAUGCGUCGCGGGAAAAGGCUCCAAGCGGAAGUUGUCCUUGUCGCCGUCUCCUGUCAAUCCCAAAAAGAACAAGGCUUAA
Molecule: messenger RNA, 1356 nt
Organism: Mesocestoides corti
Lineage: Eukaryota; Metazoa; Platyhelminthes; Cestoda; Cyclophyllidea; Mesocestoididae
Source: the annotation of a GenBank genome assembly